Molecule: messenger RNA, 3864 nt
Organism: Trichomycterus rosablanca
Lineage: Eukaryota; Metazoa; Chordata; Actinopteri; Siluriformes; Trichomycteridae
Gene: itfg1
Product: integrin alpha FG-GAP repeat containing 1
Exons: 18
Coding region: 4-1815 (603 amino acids)
Cellular component (GO): plasma membrane
Source: RefSeq, a predicted model, not a curated record
AGGAUGUGGCUCUGUCAAACGUUUGUCUCGUUUUUAGCUCUAAUAUUGAGUGUUUUUCUACAUUCUGGUGCUUUGGCACUGCAGGACGUGACUAAUGAUUUAUUCGGCAGUGAAAAAAUGGGGAAAGUGGCCGCAUUCGGGGAUUUUAACUCGGAUAAACAGACUGAUAUCUUCAUUAUUAGGGAAGAUUCUGAGCUGGUGAUUUUCUUGGCUGAUCUUAAAGCUCCGUAUUUCAAACCCAAAGUGCGAGUCAAGAAAGAUGUUUUCCCCAGUGAUAUCAGCGUGAUCAGCAGUGUGGUCCCCGGCGAUUAUGAUGGAGACUCUCAGAUGGACGUUCUUCUCACCGGCCACUCCAAAGCUUCAGACCUUCUGAACACCAAUGUGUUCGUCUUCUGGGGGGACAAUCAAACUCUUGAUCAAAGUGGAAGAAUGGACCUGAACAGGACCUUUAAGGAUCAACCUCUUGUUAUGGACUUUAACGGUGACAUGAUUCCUGAUAUUUUCGGCGUCGUGGAAGACUCGACAGAAGUCUGCUUUCUGCGUAACAGGAAGCUGAGAUGCGAUAAAGCUCUGGGGUCCAGCACCAAGCUCCGCGUUCCUCACUCCAACGCCUUCAUCGACCUUAACAGGGACUUCACAGCCGAUUUGUUCCUCAGCUUGCAGUCGGGGUCGGAGUUUGAAUUCGAGACGUGGAUCAAUGCGGAUGGAAACUUUACCAAAGGUCAGACAUUAAAGGCACCAGACGGUGUCACGAAAGUGGGACAGUCGGCUUUUGUGGAUUUUGAUGGUGAUGGUUUCCAGGAUCAUCUUCUGCCUGUCUGUAUGGAUGACGCUUGUGCGAAGAGCGCCGUUUACCUUUCAAAGCCCGGACUGGCCGAGUGGCUUCCUGUACUGACUGAUUUCCAGAGGAAAGACUCGCUGUGGGGGUUCGUUCCUCCGCCCGCCGGCAGCACAGACGAGUUCCACCCCCCCAUCACCCUACACCUGGGUGAUUACAACCUGGACGGCUUCCCCGACGCCCUGGUCAUCCUGCAGAACACCAGCUACAGGGAUCAGCAGCAGGCGUUCCUCCUGGAGAACAUACCGUGUAACAACGCGAGCUGUAGAGAAGCCGGCCGUAUGUUCCGCGUGCUCUGGGACCAGCCGGACCUGAACGUCAUCCCUAAAGCCACCGUGGCCACGUUCUUCGACAUCUACGAGGACGGAAUUUUGGACAUGAUUGUGCUCAGUCAAACCAAGGAUAAGAAGGAUCUCACCGUACACGCUCUGAAGAACAACUUUGAAGCCGACGCCUAUUUUGUGAAAGUGAUCGUUCUCAGUGGACUCUGUUCCACCGACUGUCCAGACAAAGUGAAGCCGUACGGUGUGAAUCAGCCCGGCCCGUACGUCAUGUACACCACCGUGGAUUCCAACGGCUACCUAAAAAACGCCUCGGCGGGUCAGCUGAGUCAGUCCGCCCAUCUCUCACUCCAGCUCCCGUACACGGUGCUCGGACUCGGACGCAGCGCCAACUUCCUCGAUCACCUCUUCGUGGGCAUCCCCAAACCCUCUGGAGGAAAGGACGUUAGGAAACAGGAGUGGACCGCCAUCAUCCCCAACUCUCAGCUCAUCGUCAUCCCCUAUCCAAACAACGAUCCUCGCAGUUGGAGUGCUAAGCUCUAUCUGACUCCCAGUAACAUAGUGCUGCUGACGGCCAUCGCUCUGAUCGGCGUGUGCGUCUUCAUCCUGGUCAUUAUCGGCAUCCUGCACUGGCAGGAGAAGUGCCGCUCCUCUCUCCCGAUUAAACAUGCUGAAGCCAUAAUUGCUCUCUGCUAGGGAAAGUGCUGCCUACUCUCACAACUGCAUUAAAGUAAGAACCAUACACACUGCCUGCACAAGUGUGUGUGUGUGUGAGAGUGUGUGUGUGUGAGAGUGUGUGUGUGUGAGAGUGUGUGUGUGAGAGAGUGUGUGUGUGAGAGAGUGUGUGUGGCUGUGGAUGAGAGUGACGGACUGUGUGUCUCCAGAGAGCGAUGUUCUCAUAACAAAUUAGUGCCGUUCGUUUACGGCGUCAUCGACAGUCAGGUGGCUGAAGCGGGAUGAGCUGAGUUCAUCUGAUGUAUAAAGACCUGCUUUCAUACUGUGUGUGUGUGUGUGUAUAUAAGUGUGUGUGUGUGCGACUGUGUGUAUGUGUAGAUAAGUGACUGUGUGUGUGUAUGUGUGUGGAUAAGUUAUUUUGUGUGUGUGGACAAGUGAGUGUGUGUGUGUACGUGUGCAUGUGUGUGUGUGGAUAAGUGACUAUGUGUGUGUAUGUGUGCAUGUGUGUGUGUGGAUAAGUGACUGUGUGUGUGUACGUGUGCAUGUGUGUGUGUGGAUAAGUGACUAUGUGUGUGUAUGUGUGCAUGUGUGUAUGUGUGUGGAUAAGUGACUGUGUGUGUGUGAGUGGAUAAGUGACUGUGUGUGUGUGUGUGUGGAUAAGUGACUGUGUGUGUGUGUGUUUGUGUGAGUGUGUAUAAAUGGCUGUGUGUGUGUGUGGAUAAGUGACUGUGUGUGUAUGUGUGAGUGUGUAUAAAUGGCUGUGUGUGUGUGUGGAUAAGUGACUGUGUGACUGUGUGAGUGUGUGUGUGUGUGUGUGUGUGUAUGUGUAUGUGUGAGUGUGUAUAAAUGGCUGUGUGUGUGUGUAUGUAUGUAUGUGUGAGUGUGUAUAAAUGGCUGUGUGUGUGUGUGGAUAAGUGACUGUGUGUGUGUAUGUGUGUGUGUAUGUGUGAGUGUGUAUAAAUGGCUGUGUGUGUGUGUGGAUAAGUGACUGUGUGUGUGUAUGUGUGUGUGUAUGUGUGAGUGUGUAUAAAUGGCUGUGUGUGUGUGUAGGGAUAAGUGACUGUGUGUGUGUGUGUGUGUGUGUAUGUGUGUGUGUGUGUGUGUAUAAAUGGCUGUGUGUGUGUGUGGAUAAGUGACUGUGUGUGUUUGUAUUUGUGAGUGUGUAUAAAUGGCUGUGUGUGUGUAGGGAUAAGUUACUGUGUGUGUGUGUGUGUGUGUGUGUGUGUGGAUAAGCUUUCUAUCUGAUACAAGCUUCCUCAUGUUAUCCAGGCUUGGGAUCAGCGCUGAGAGCGCACUGACACAGCCAAUCAUGUCUGUCUUUAUGCCCAUCCGGCCAAUAGCACUGGGCAAGUGUGUUUCACCACUGUGCCUCCCAACUGCCCACCUAAAUAACAUAUUUAUAUAUUUAUAAUUUAUUCUGCCGAGUGUGUUUCGGUAAACACACACACACACACACACACCGUAGUAACUCUUACAGAUCAGUAAAGCCAAAUCAUACACACCGCUCAGAGAUCCCACAUGAGUCACUUCAACCCAGCUGAGAAUAGACACCAUUUUACCUGCACACACACACACACACACACACACACACACACACACACACACACACACACACUCUGUGUGUGUGUCUUUUAUCAGUGUGAGACAGAGUGUGAGUGGUUUAGGUUCUAUCUGUGAUCACACCCGAGCUUUUAUACUGCUGUGGAGUGUGUGUGUGUGUGUGUGUGUGUGUGUGCUAUUGUGAGUGUAAUGAGUUCUGUACUGUCGCUUGUUCCACUCUCCUCCACGUCAAUGCUUGGACUUAAUACAGACUUAAUAAAGACCACACACACACACACACACACACACACACACACACACACACACUCAACUCAAACUCAAAAGAAGCUUCAUUGGCAUGACAAAUAAGGACACACACACACACUUAACUGCUAUUAAAAGGCUUAAAAUUUGCUAGUUAGUUCUCCGAUUGAAUAUUAGCAUAUAAAGCAGUAGGACCUAAAACUCUGGACACGACGUCAGCGCGUCUUCAUUCACACAGCCGUUACGUCGCCUCUGACUUGCUGUUGU